AUGCAUCUGCACCGACUCUCUUUCUUGGCGGCCUUGGCUGGGGCUGUUCAGCCUGUUAUGGCCGUGCCUCCCUCCCCGAAGGCUGCGGAGGGGCAAUGCAAGAAGACAACUGUUGCUAUUCUGGGAGGUGGAAUGGCUGGUAUUUCCACCGCUCAAGCGUUGCAUAAUGCCUCGGUCCAUGACUUUGCCAUUCUCGAGUAUCGAGAUACUAUCGGUGGUCGCGCAUGGCACGUUCCUUUCGGCGAGGAUCAAGAUGGCAAGCCAUAUACCAUUGAGAUGGGUGCCAACUGGGUUCAGGGCCUAGGAAACCCGGGCGGGCCCCAGAACCCUAUUUGGACCUUGGCCCAGAAGUAUCAUCUGAAAACUCACUACUCAGAUUAUGAUAACAUCUCCACUUACAACGAGCAUGGCUAUAAGGACUAUAGCCAUCUGCUCGAGAAGUAUGAUGAUGCCUAUGAUAUUGCCAACAUGAGGGCUGGUGAAAUCCUGUCCCAGAACCUGCAGGAUCAGUCUGCUCAGAGUGGUCUGGCGCUAGCUGGAUGGAAUCCGAAGAAGCAUGACAUGGAGGCUCAGGCUGUGGACUGGUGGAAAUGGGACUUUGAAGAUAACUUCACUCCGCUGGAAAGCUCUCUCGUGUUUGGCUGUGCAGGAGACAAUUUGACUUCAAACACAUUCAGCGACCACGAUAACUUCGUCACCGACCAGCGUGGCUUUAACAUCCUCAUCAAGGAAAUGGCAUCCACAUUUUUGAAAAAGAAUGACCCGCGCCUGAAUCUCAACACCCAAGUCGAAGAGAUCGAAUAUUCCGAAGAUGGCGUCACCAUCCACAACAGUGAUGGCAGCUGUGUCAGUGCAGCAUACGCCAUCUGCACCUUCUCCCUCGGUGUCCUGCAGAACGAUGCCGUCAAAUUCACCCCAAAGCUCCCAGACUGGAAACAAGAAGCCAUUCAGAAGUUCACGAUGGGCACAUACACUAAGAUCUUCAUGCAAUUCAACGAGACCUUUUGGCCUACAGAUACUCAGUACUUCCUCUACGCCGACCCGACUACUCGCGGCUGGUACCCAAUCUUCCAAUCCCUUUCGAUGCCAGAAUUCCUCCCUAACUCGAAUAUCAUGUUCGUAACGGUGACCAACGAAUUCUCCUGGCGCGCUGAACGCCAAGGCGACGAAAGAACCAAAGCCGAGAUCAUGGAGGUCCUCCGCAAGAUGUGGCCUGACAAGAACAUCCCCGAGCCAACCUCCUUCCUCUUCCCGCGCUGGAGCACGGAGCCCUGGUCCUACGGAAGCUACUCUAACUGGCCGCCUUCGACGACCCUAGAGAUGCACGAGAACCUGCGCGCAAACAACGAUCGUCUCUGGUACGCAGGCGAGGCCACCAGUCCCACUUACUUUGGGUUCUUGCACGGAGCAUGGUUUGAGGGCCAAGACGCCGGUCGCAAUAUCGCAGCUAUCAUGCAGAACCGGUGUGUCAAUGUUAAAGAGUCCAAAUUGAGGGAGUGUGGGCCUCGUAGGCAUUAUGAGACGCUGAAGGGCACUUCGCCGUUGGCGGAUUAUACGGCGGUGAAUGGAUGGACUGCAAACAGUUUCUAUGAUAGCAAUACUGAUUAG
Penicillium maclennaniae is the source of this 1608-nucleotide messenger RNA. RefSeq lists its product as uncharacterized. Bases 1 to 1608 code for a protein of 535 amino acids. Lineage: Eukaryota; Fungi; Ascomycota; Eurotiomycetes; Eurotiales; Aspergillaceae. The transcript has 5 exons. Gene Ontology annotation, molecular function: oxidoreductase activity. The record is from RefSeq and is a predicted model, not a curated record.